AUGGAGAUCGAGAGAGUCCAAGACGUUUCAUCGUCGUCACUUCUAGCCGAAUCAAUUCCGUCGGAAUUCAUCAGAACGGAGAAAGAACAACCGGCGAUCACAACUUUCCGAGGUCCAACACCGGCGAUCCCCGUCGUCGAUCUAAGCGAUCCCGACGAAGAAAACGUAAUUCGUGCGGUGGUGAAAGCGAGCAAAGAAUGGGGGAUUUUUCAGGUGAUUAACCACGGGAUUCCGACGGAGCUUAUACAGAGGUUGCAAGAAGUCGGGAGGAAGUUUUUCGAGCUUCCGUCGUCGGAGAAAGAGACGGUGGCUAAACCGGAAGAUUCGAAAGACAUCGAAGGUUAUGGAACGAAGCUACAGAAAGAGGUAGAAGGUAAGAAAGCUUGGGUCGAUCAUCUCUUUCACCGGAUCUGGCCACCGUCGUGCGUUAAUUACAGAUUCUGGCCUAAGAAUCCACCGGAAUACAGGGAGGUGAAUGAAGAGUACGCAUUGCAUGUGAAGAAGCUAUCAGAGACAUUAUUAGGGCUUCUGUCGGAAGGAUUAGGGUUACGUCGUGAUGCGUUAAAAGAAGGUCUCGGCGGAGAGUUGGCGGAGUAUAUGAUGAAAAUUAACUAUUAUCCGCCGUGUCCUCGGCCGGAUUUAGCAUUAGGAGUACCGGCACACACGGAUCUCAGUGGAAUCACUCUUCUAGUCCCUAACGAAGUUCCUGGACUUCAAGUCUUUAAAGACGAUCACUGGUUCGACGCCGAGUAUAUUCCUUCCGCCGUCAUCGUCCACAUCGGCGAUCAGAUUCUGAGGCUGAGUAAUGGGAGGUAUAAAAAUGUGUUGCAUAGAACGACGGUGGAUAAGGAUAAGACGAGGAUGUCGUGGCCGGUUUUCUUAGAGCCUCACCGUGAAAUGAUCGUCGGACCUUUACCGGAGCUUACCGGAGAUGAUAAUCCGCCAAAGUUUAAACCUUUUGCUUUCAAGGAUUACAGUUACCGUAAGCUCAAUAAGCUUCCUCUGGAAUGA
Messenger RNA from Arabis nemorensis, 1011 nucleotides. NCBI's taxonomy places the organism in Eukaryota, Viridiplantae, Streptophyta, Magnoliopsida, Brassicales, Brassicaceae. The record is from the annotation of a GenBank genome assembly.